UGGCAAUGGUGGCAUGACUUUCCCGGAAUACCGUAGUCACUUUAGCAUCUGGGCAUUAAUGAAGGCUCCCUUGUUAAUUGGAUCUGAUUUGAGAAGUAUGAGUCAGGAAACAUAUUUGAUUUUCAGCAAUAGAGAAGUUAUUGGCUUAAACCAAGAUUCACUUGGAGUUCAGGGGAGGAAGGUUCAAGUUUCUGGAAAAGAUGGUUGCCGUCAGGUCAUAUCUUUUGCACUACCUCUUACUGCAUUUGUGCAAUGAA
Messenger RNA from Neltuma alba, 257 nucleotides. RefSeq names its product alpha-galactosidase 3-like. Gene Ontology annotation, biological process: carbohydrate metabolic process. NCBI's taxonomy places the organism in Eukaryota, Viridiplantae, Streptophyta, Magnoliopsida, Fabales, Fabaceae. The record is from RefSeq and is a predicted model, not a curated record. The transcript is spliced from 3 exons. Gene Ontology annotation, molecular function: hydrolase activity, hydrolyzing O-glycosyl compounds. Bases 14 to 256 code for a protein of 80 amino acids.